Zea mays is the source of this 1303-nucleotide messenger RNA. Its product is annotated as triosephosphate isomerase, cytosolic. Gene Ontology annotation, biological process: glyceraldehyde-3-phosphate biosynthetic process; gluconeogenesis; glycolytic process. The transcript is spliced from 9 exons. The record is from RefSeq and is a predicted model, not a curated record. The coding region runs from base 338 to 1048 and encodes 236 amino acids. Gene Ontology annotation, molecular function: triose-phosphate isomerase activity. Lineage: Eukaryota; Viridiplantae; Streptophyta; Magnoliopsida; Poales; Poaceae. Gene Ontology annotation, cellular component: cytosol.
UCGGUCGCUCGGAGGUGCCAGCUGCUGCUUGGUCACUGGGCCCGAGGCUCGGUCGCUCGCGGUUCGAGACGAAAUCCGGCUGCGAGUGCUCCAAACCGGUUGGCUCCGCUGCUUCCGCCCGGCCUGCGGCCGUUGCCGGAGGCGCCCGCAGCAUAUCAUAAGUUCCUUUCUUCCGCCGCAAGAAGCCCAGCCACCGCCACCUGUUCGGCUUCCUUGAUAUAACCGUCCAUCUCGAUUCGAUCCGCCUCGUCACUCACGAACGCACGAAUUCACCAACCAAACUCCACUGUCUCCAACUCUCCAUCGCGUCUGCUACGCCUCUCCUGCAGGACGACCAAUGGCUUCCAGGAAGUUCUUCGUGGGUGGCAACUGGAAAUGCAACGGUACUGGCGAGGACGUGAAGAAGAUCGUCACCGUGCUCAACCAAGCCGAGGUGCCCUCUGAAGACGUCGUCGCAGGUCAAGGGGCUGCUGCGGCUGGACUUCGCCGUCGCAGCGCAGAACUGCUGGGUGCGCAAGGGCGGCGCCUUCACCGGCGAGAUCAGGUGCCCUGGGUCAUUUUGGGACAUUCUGAGCGCAGAGCUCUGUUGGGUGAAUCCAGUGAUUUUGUUGCUGAUAAAGUUGCAUAUGCACUCACUCAAGGUCUCAAGGUAAUUGCUUGCAUUGGUGAGACCCUUGAGCAGAGAGAGGCAGGAACAACAAUGGAUGUUGUUGCUGCACAAACAAAGGCUAUUGCUGAAAAAAUAUCAGAUUGGACAAAUAUUGUGUUGGCAUAUGAACCAGUUUGGGCUAUUGGUACCGGCAAAGUUGCAACUCCUGCUCAGGCUCAGGAGGUUCAUGAUGGUCUGAGAAAGUGGCUCCACUCCAAUGUUAGCCCUGCAGUUGCUGAAUUGACAAGGAUAAUUUAUGGAGGGUCUGUAAAUGGAGCUAACUGCAAAGAACUUGCAGCUCAACCAGAUGUUGAUGGAUUCCUUGUUGGUGGAGCCUCAUUGAAGCCUGAAUUCGUGGACAUCAUCAAGUCUGCCACUGUCAAGUCUUCAUCUGCCUAGUGUUUUGACUUUCAAUGCACCUGGAUGCUUGUCGUACUGAAUGCUGUUGAUCUUUUAAAGCUAUUGCCAUUUUACCAUCUCGUUUUGGUAUUCUAGCUCCAGUGCAUCGUUUGUAUAUCAUCAUCUCCUGCGUAUGUGCACAGAGUAGUCAUUUACCUGAAUCAUCCUUGUGUACCCUUUGGAACUGCAUAAUUGAACUGCGCUAUUCUAGAUCUGUCCUCUCAUGGUUACUUCAAUUUAUGAGGUGUUGCAUCA